This is a messenger RNA of Magallana angulata, 4325 nucleotides long. Its product is annotated as chromosome-associated kinesin KIF4-like. Gene Ontology annotation, biological process: mitotic spindle organization; microtubule-based movement. Lineage: Eukaryota; Metazoa; Mollusca; Bivalvia; Ostreida; Ostreidae. The transcript is spliced from 26 exons. The record is from RefSeq and is a predicted model, not a curated record. Gene Ontology annotation, molecular function: microtubule motor activity; microtubule binding; ATP binding. The coding region runs from base 110 to 3838 and encodes 1242 amino acids.
CUCGAUAUCAAUUCGUAUUUUCAUUGGAUAGUUUAUAUGGAGAGUCGCGGUAACUUCGAAGAGGUCCAAGGAUAAGUUUACAGAGGUAAGGAGGUAAGGUAUAUCCAUUAUGUCAGAGGGGAAAGUUAUCCCUGUAAGGGUUGCAGUGCGUGCCAGACCUCUCAUUCAAAAAGAAACGAACGAGGGAUGUCAAGUUUGUGUAAGCUUCACGCCUGAUGAACCACAGAUCAUCUUGGGGAAGGACAAAGCUUUUACGUACGACUAUGUCUUCAACCCAGCAGAAAGUCAACCUUUUGUGUAUCAGGAAUCUGUUUUCCCGCUCAUCAAACACAUUUUUAAAGGAUACAAUGCCACAGUUUUGGCAUAUGGACAAACAGGAAGUGGUAAGACCUUUACCAUGGGAGGAUGUUACGAAGCAUCACUCAAUGAAGACGAAACAGAAAUGGGAAUUAUUCCACGAGUGAUUCGAGAGCUCUUUAAUGGCAUUAAUGAAAGGAAAAACUCUGACUUCACUGUUAAAGUUUCUUACUUAGAGAUCCAUAAUGAGGACAUCAAUGAUUUGUUAUGUCCAGCUGCAAAGCGCGAGCCAUUAGCUAUUAGAGAAGAUGUUAAUGGACAAAUUAAGUUACCUGGUCUGUCAGAGGUUGCAGUUCAGAGCUUUGAAGAAACCAUGAACUGCCUUCAGAGUGGUUCAAGUGGUCGUACAACAGGUUCAACAGCCAUGAACACAUAUUCAAGCCGAUCCCAUGCUAUCUUCACAAUACAUAUUGAACAAAAAAAGAAACAGGAUAUGGACGAUGUCUGUAAGUGUAAGUUUCACCUGGUUGAUCUGGCUGGUUCAGAGAGGGCCAAGAGGACCCAGGCUGUGGGGGACAGGUUUAAGGAGGGUGUCAACAUUAACAAAGGCCUGCUGUCUCUAGGGAAUGUAAUCAGUGCCCUGGGGGAGGAGAGUCAGGCCAGGAAUCACAUUCCCUACAGGGACAGCAAACUGACCAGGCUACUGCAAGAUUCUUUGGGUGGGAAUAGUUACACUUUGAUGAUUGCCUGUGUGAGUCCAGCAGAUUCUAACAUGGAGGAAACACUGAAUACUCUGAGAUAUGCGGACAGGGCCAGGAAAAUUAAGAACAAACCUGUUAUCAACAGAGAUCCACAGGCUGCUGAAAUCUAUCGCCUCAAGCAACUGGUACAACAACUGCAGGUACAGCUGGUUAAUGGCGGAGGAGUGUCCUCAAUGAGCAUUGACACAACUUCCUCGUCAACAUCGUCAGAGGAUCUAAAGAAUUUGAUAGAGAAAAAUAAAGUUUUGGAGGAAGAGAAUAACAAACUUUCAUGUGAGCUUCAGCGAGCAGUAGAUCAGAGCACCAAUAUGUGUGAGAAAGCCAUCAAACUGGAACUCAAGUGUGAGAAACUUAAGACUCGAAUGGACAAGCUCAAGACAGACACCAAGAUAGACUUUGAUGUACUUGGCACAAGUAUCAAUGCAGAACAGAACCCAGAGGCAAAAGAACAGAUUGAAAAAAUACGAACACUGACAGUCAGCAUACAUCAAGAGGAGCAAGAUGAGGGACCGCUUUCUGUUGUUGAGGAAGAGGAAGAGGAAAAUGAGAAUGACUUGUCGCCAGAAACCCCAGACAGUCGAGCAUUUUCAAAAGAGUUCACGCUCCGCCAGGCCAAGAUGAACAGAGAACUGCAGGAGCUGAACAGACUGUUGGAGAAGAAAGAGACACUAGCCACACAGAUGACGCUGAAUGACGAUCAAAUGAAGUCCCUUCGGGAUCAACAUGAGGCUCAAAUGAAAGAACUGGAAACUCAAUUAAGCUUAGCGCAAAAACAGAAAGAUGAAAUGCAACAGGCUCUAGAGGAUGCCAAGAGUAAUGCAAAUGCUAACAGAGUUGCUGAACAGAGAAGAAAGAGACUGAAAGAGCUGGAACAGCAAAUUUCUCAGCUACGGAAGAAGAUGACAGAGCAGGAGAAAAUGCUGAAAAUGAAAGAUCAGACAGACAAGAGCGUCACUAAGCUUCAGGGCGAUAUUCAGGGAUUGAAGCAGCAAAGAGUAAAACUGAUGAAGCAGAUGAAAGAAGAUUCAGAUGAAUUCAGGAAAUGGAAGCAGCAGAAGGAUAAGGAGGUGGCCCAGCUGAUGCAGAAAGAUAGGAAGCGACAAUGUGAGAUCGCCAAACUUCAGCGGCAGAAUGAACGUCAGCAAACAGUGCUGAAAAGGAAAAGUGAAGAGGCUGCAGCAGCCAACAGAAGAUUAAAGGAUGCAUUAGCAAAACAGAAGCAAAUACAGGAGGAGAGAGCUAACAAACUCGAGUCCUACAAUUCAUCAACCAUUGGAAACCGAGUCAGGUCUUGGCUGAGCCAUGAAUUAGAGGUCAGGAUCAGUAUUCGAGAGGCAAAAUAUCACUUGGAGCGACUCCUCAGUGACAGGAAAGACAUUGCAAAACAAAUCAAAGACCUUAAGGAGAAGAUAGAGGACGAAACAGAUGGCCCACCAAUCAAAAAGCUGGCUUGGCUGGCAGAGAACGGGGACAAGACAGAGGUCAGUUUUGAGGUAGACAAAAUGAACAAGGAGAUAGCCACCUUGGAAGGAGAGAUGGUAUUGAGAAAUGCCCAAAUUUCUGAGCUUCAGCAGAAGAUCGUGGACGCUGAUCAAGAUAUAAAAGGCAAGAUCUCCUGGGACACUCUACAUACCAUGGUGGAGGCUAAGUGUGCCUUGAAAUGGCUGAUGGAGCAGGCAGUGUGUGCUAAGACGGAUUUGACAAGGACACAGGGCAAGCUGAAGGACACAGAGUAUAACGACCAUGAUUACAAGGAAGAGAUUGAGAAGCUAGAGAAAGAACUGUCUGUCCAGUCACGCAAAAAUGAGAAAAAGAUCACAACUUUACAGAAACAACAUGAGGAAAAGGUGCUUUUCUUGUUGUCCAAAAUGAAGGGAAGUUCUAAUGUUCAAUCUGCAGAUGAAGAUUUGAAAGAACGACUUAAAUUCCAGGAGUCUGAAAUUGAGAGGUUGAGUUCCCUAGAGGAAGAAUUACAAAAGAAGUCUGAGGAGUGUGAAGAAUUGAAAAAGCAAAUGACACGUGCUAUGUACCAGAAUAAGAGAAUGGCAUUACUGCCAAGUAUUGAUGAUCCUAAAGGUUCUCCAUUCUUGUCGCCCACUCCAAAACCUAAGAUGAAGAGGAAGAAGAAGACCAGUGAGGAUGAUGAGGUAGAAAACUGGGAGGACACUGAAGAGGAGAGCUUCCUCACUGAUAAUGAUGACUCCAGUGAUGAGGACUGGAGAGCCACACCCAUGUACAAAAGGAGAGCCACCAAACGAAAGACGGGCAGUGUGGACAAUGCCUCCAUCAACGACAGGUCCACAGUGGACAAGUCUGCAAAUGAGACCUCUCAACUGACCCGACAGAAAGUGAGUACAUCUGCAAUGUUCUGUAAAUGUAAGACCAACUGCAGCAGUCGCCUCUGUUCCUGCAAGAAGAAGGACAGCGCUUGUGGCAGCGAAUGUGGAUGUGACAUCAGCAAGUGUAAAAACAGGGAGACAACUUCUGACCAGGAAAAUAAUGAGGAUGGUGAUCCACAAGCCACACUGAACAGCACUUACAACCUGGAGGAGUCCAACCCAAAGGAAACUCUUCCCAAAAAUCCCCUCAAGGAUUUGUUAAGUUUCAAUGAGGGGCAUCGCAGCUCAGAUGAAUUUGUGAUUCCAUCGGUUACAAAAUCCAAACGAACAGAAUCUGAGGAAAGUGCACCUCUCUUGGAAGGUGGAGUCAAGAAGAGGAGGAAGCUGUUCAGUACAAGUGCCAGGAACACCAGUACUAGCUUUUUUGGACCUCUAGAGUAAAUGUCUAUAGGUAGAAUUUAUAAUCUGUAGAUAAUUGACAUGUAUAUAUUUAUUUAGGGGUUGUUUAUCAUCCAGACAUCUCAUUUGUACUGCUACAACCCAGUCAUAGUCAGAAAUAGCAUCAACUCCAAAUCACAUGGUUUUGUUUCAUGUACAUGUAUAUUUUUUCCUUCUCUCUUCUCCUUUCCUUCUCACUUUCUCUCUGUCAUCCUAUUUAAAAUUUAGCAAGAUUUUAAGAUAUGUCAAAAUGUUAUAUACUUCAUAGUUAUUUGUUUUUAUUUAUUUUUUUUAUAAUUUUUUUUUCGGCAUUUUUUUUACUGAUAUUUCGCAAUGCAGAUUUUUAAAAUUUAUAUUGUUUUAUUGUGUCUGGUUUUUCUGGGCAAUUGUAAAUACUGUAUGUAUAGAUUAAGUUCUACUUAAAAAUCUAAUAGGUGAUACAUGAUUGUGCAUUGUAUUGUGAAGGAGUAAAUAAAGCAUCAAUAUUUGA